UACUUUAUCGCCCACUCUGUGCCUAGGAAGGGUUUUCCCACCUUUUCCAAAUGCCCUCAUAACCCUGCAUAAACUCUUCUCUGCCCAGACCUCACUGGUUCCAUCGCUGGAAUCAGUCUUUCUUCCACAUCCUCCCAUAGUUCCACACCAUUUUGUAAACAUCAGCAUUUCUUGCAACCUGCCUUGUAUCUAUCUCAACCCAUCCACCUCUUCACACUGCCUAGGCUGGGAGGCCUGAAAAGAGCAAGUCUUUAUCAUAUUCUGGUUGGUUGGAUUGAAGGGUACUUAUCUACACAGGUGAAAUAGAAUUUGGCUUGAAUGACUCCUGAAUUUGUCUAGUAUACUGGUUUAUGCUGACCUUAAAGAAAGUAUUUAGGAAGGAUACAACUUCAAAAGUAGGUGAAGUUAUUCCAGUUGGUCUGAACAUGCCUCCGCGAUAUGACCGGGCAGUCAUUGGUUCACCCCUGGAAGCACUUAAAGAAGAAGGUCAGUCAGGAUAUGUUCCACCUACCUGUUUUGAAGCCAACAGUCUGAAGAAACGAAAUUGGGGGCUCUUGUUUACUGGGAUUGUUGGCGGGUCCCUCGUGGCCGUGUAUGCUGUAGCCACACCAUUUGUAACACCAGCCCUACGGAAAAUCUGUUUGCCUUUUGUCCCUGCAACUCCCAAGCAGAUCGAAAAUGUGUUGACAAUGUUGCACUGCAGAAGAGGAUCCGUGGUGGACAUUGGUAGUGGUGACGGACGUAUCGUGAUAGCAGCUGCAAAGGAAGGAUUUAUGGCUGUUGGCUAUGAAUUAAACCCAUGGCUGGUUUGGUACUCCAGAUACCGUGCUUGGCGAGAAGGUGUACAUAACUCUGCCAAAUUUUAUAUCUCAGAUUUGUGGAAGGUUACUUUUUCGCAGUACACAAACAUUGUUAUUUUUGGGGUGCCUCAGAUGAUGCCGCUGCUGGAGAGGAAGCUUGAGCUCGAGCUCGUCCAGGACGCUAGGGUCAUCGCUUGCCGCUUCCCCUUCCCGCACUGGAUCCCUGACCACGUCGCUGGGGAGGGGGUGGACACUGUGUGGGCCUACGACGCUGGCUCGUUGAGAGGACGCAGAAGGAGAGCUGGCCCAGCGGGGCAGUCCCAGUCGGUCGCUCAAGUAUGAACUUCCGAAGCGCUGGUGGGCUUUGAUUUUGUAGAGACUUCCAUCCAUACCCUCACCAAGAGAGUUCUGUUCUCCUUGGUAUGGAUGAGACAGUGCUUUCCUUAAUUUUGGGAGAAAGCAAAUAAAAGUUAAGAAAAACA
This is a messenger RNA of Choloepus didactylus (southern two-toed sloth), 1282 nucleotides long. RefSeq names its product ATP synthase c subunit lysine N-methyltransferase (gene ATPSCKMT). Lineage: Eukaryota; Metazoa; Chordata; Mammalia; Pilosa; Megalonychidae. The record is from RefSeq and is a predicted model, not a curated record. Gene Ontology annotation, cellular component: mitochondrion. The transcript is spliced from 5 exons. Gene Ontology annotation, biological process: peptidyl-lysine trimethylation; regulation of mitochondrial ATP synthesis coupled proton transport; positive regulation of proton-transporting ATP synthase activity, rotational mechanism. Gene Ontology annotation, molecular function: protein-lysine N-methyltransferase activity. Bases 351 to 1142 code for a protein of 263 amino acids.